AUGACUGAUGCAACCGUGCAAUCCAAUACUUUCCGGUUCUUCGACCUCCCAGCAGAGUUGCGUGAGCAAGUUUACCAUCACGUCCUGGCUCCGACGGGAGAUCUGACGCUUACUUCUACCAAAUCAAAGCCCUUCGCCAUACGUCCAGUCAUCAAUCUGGGUCUAUUGCGCAGUUGCCGCCUUAUCGACCGGGAGGCGAAUGGCGUUCUCUACAACGCCAACGAAGUCUGCAUUGUUCUCAAUGCUCAUGAUACCUACUGGCCCACCAUCUCGGAACGCCGCCUUCCACAAGCGGCACUGCAAAAGAUCCGGCAUUUAAGCGUCAUCCUGGACUGUACGGAGUACUUCAAUGCUUCAUAUGCCGACGUGGACUUUGAUGCCUUCAAUUCACUGACAGCACUGAGGACGCUUCGUAUAGCGAUGGUCUACCGCAAGCAUUACGCCACCCAGAAACUGGCACCUUUGCAUAUCGCUACGCUGCCAAAUUACAACGCGGUUGCGCAAAUUCUGGAGCGCAUACCUGCAAGUACAACACUCUAUUUCGGGUCUGAGGUCGGAAGUCAGCAGCAUGAUGUCGUGCUCGACUUGAUCGAGGACCGAAUUUCAAGCCGUGGCCUUUUCAAGGUGGAGGAAGCGCCUGCUGCGGAUCUCGAAGCCGCCGCAAAGGGUGUGCCGGGCUUGGUAAGAGGAUGCAAGUCAGGCAUCAUCCAGAAUAUUUAUCUCCGGAGUACUGCCGUGCUCGAGAAGUUUGAAUUAAGACCACCGAGAGUCGUUUAA
This is a messenger RNA of Baudoinia panamericana UAMH 10762, 777 nucleotides long. RefSeq lists its product as uncharacterized. NCBI's taxonomy places the organism in Eukaryota, Fungi, Ascomycota, Dothideomycetes, Mycosphaerellales, Teratosphaeriaceae. The record is from RefSeq and is a predicted model, not a curated record. The transcript has a single exon. Bases 1 to 777 code for a protein of 258 amino acids.